UUUGCAGUAUCUUUCCGAUAUUCUGAUGGGGAAUAGUGGAAUCCAGAAGAUUCAGCUUAACAGUACUGGUAUUGGGGAUGAGGGGGCAAAAGCUAUUGCAGAGCUGCUAAAAAAGAAUUCAACAUUACGUGUUUUAGAGCUUAACAACAAUAUGAUUGAGUUUUCCGGAUUUGCUGGUCUGGCUGGAGCACUUCUUGAAAACAACUCUAUUAGAUCGAUACAUCUCAAUGGGAAUUAUGGCGGUCCACUUGGAGUAGCAAGUUUGGGCAAAGGCAUUGAAGGAAACAAAUCCUUAAGGGUAUUAAUUUUCCCA
Phalaenopsis equestris is the source of this 313-nucleotide messenger RNA. RefSeq names its product leucine-rich repeat-containing protein 74B-like. Gene Ontology annotation, molecular function: small GTPase binding; GTPase activator activity. Gene Ontology annotation, biological process: nucleocytoplasmic transport; activation of GTPase activity. NCBI's taxonomy places the organism in Eukaryota, Viridiplantae, Streptophyta, Magnoliopsida, Asparagales, Orchidaceae. The record is from RefSeq and is a predicted model, not a curated record. Gene Ontology annotation, cellular component: perinuclear region of cytoplasm; nucleus; cytosol. The annotation marks the transcript as partial. The transcript is spliced from 4 exons.